Molecule: messenger RNA, 5549 nt
Organism: Schistocerca cancellata (South American locust)
Lineage: Eukaryota; Metazoa; Arthropoda; Insecta; Orthoptera; Acrididae
Product: glypican-5-like
Exons: 10
Coding region: 1-2238 (745 amino acids)
Biological process (GO): cell migration; regulation of protein localization to membrane; positive regulation of canonical Wnt signaling pathway
Cellular component (GO): cell surface; plasma membrane; extracellular region
Source: RefSeq, a predicted model, not a curated record
AUGGACGAGCUGUUUCUUGCCCUCGACCGGACGCAGCGGCCUGCCGGCGACGCCCAUCCAAUUAAGGAGCUCGUCUUUCGGAACUUCGGCGCCGGACAGGCGUUUGCCGAUGACAGCCGCUACCUGCUGACCGCUGUCUCACUCACGCGCCGCAAACGGAAGGGCUGGAGCGGUCAAGACCCUGGCCAGAGCGUAUUGUCGCAGGGCAGCGCGGCGUGGCACCGGGAGACGUCACAACACACCUGCCCCGCGCCGGUCUUUGUGGGCAGCCGCCGGUGCAAUCCAUCAGGCGACAAUGGCGCGGCCAAUCAGGGCGUCGCUUUGUGGGGCCGGGGCCACGCGCAGCGCCAUUAUGCGCCCGGGAUGUCCGUCUCGGCGGCCCCGCUUCCAGCUCCAGCUCCAUGUGCAGCUCCAGGGCCUCCGCCUGCCCCUGCCAGCAGGCAACCACCUGCACGUCGUCAGGGAGACAUAAGCACUUUACUAUAUCUUACACUGGACCCACCUGUUGUUGCAGGCCGCGAGCUGACCGUGUGCGUGUCCGAGGCGUCGUGCUGCACCCUGGAGAUGGAGGCGGCGCUCCAGCGGCUGGUGCGCAGGGACUUCCAGGCGCUGCUGCACCACAACUCCAGGUCGCUGGAGGGCCUGCUUGUCUCCGCCGCCAACACUAUACGAGAGCACGUGCUGGAGCUGCUGCGGCAGUCGGAGAACAAGACGGCGUCGCUGUUCGAGCAGCAGUACCGGCUGAUCUCGCGGCAGGCGCGCGACCCCGUGUCGGCGCUGUACGCGACGCUGGGCGGCCACCUGGAGGCGCCGCUGCAGCCCAGUGCGGGCGCCAGCGCCCCGGGGCCCGCCGCCGACCUGGAGGAGGCCGUCACCGACAUGUUCGCCGGCCUCUUCCCGCUCGUCUACCGGCACGCCGUGUCCAAGGCGCGCGACUUCGCCGCCGACUACAAGGCGUGCCUUCGCGAGGUGACGCCCGAGCUGCAGCCGUUCGGCGACGCGCCGCGCCAGCUGGCCAGGUCGGUGCAGCGCGCCCUGGAGGCGGCCAGGGUGCUGCGGCAGGCGCUGCUGCUGGGCGCCGAGGUGCUCAACGCCACCGACUCGCUGCUCACCGGCGAGAACGGCCCGCCAGGUGGAGCGGCGGCCCAGGCGCAGUGCCACGCGGCGCUGCUCCGCAUGUCGUACUGCUCGCGCUGCCACGGGCUGCAGCGGCGCGUCCGCCCCUGCGCCGGGCUGUGCCUGAACGUGUUGCGCGGCUGCCUGACGCAGCACGCCGCCGAGCUGGACCUGCCGUGGAACGGAUACGUGGAGGCCGCAGAGAGGCUGGUCGUCGCCGUCCAGGGCCACGGCGCCGUCGACGACGUGCUGCGCUCGCUCGACGGACGCAUCACCGAGGCCAUCAUGAUCGCGAUGGUGCCCGCGCCCAACCUCGAGGAAAAGGUGAAGCGGUCUUGCGGCCCGCACAAGUGGGACGAGAGCUCGCCGGAUAGCUCAGAGGGCGAAGAGGAGGAGGAGGAGGCGGGGGAGGCGGCGGGCGGCGGGGGCCCGCGGCAGCUCGCCAGCGGCCAGAGUGAGGUGCUCGGCGUCACCCUCACGCAGGGCCACAUCACUACUGGAUCGGGACAGGACACGCUGUCCUCCAAGCUGCAGCACUUCCUCACCAGCCUGACGAGGAGCCGCGGCUUCUACGCCAACCUGGCCGAGUCGCUGUGCUCCGACGAGAGCUUCGCCGAGACCAGGGACACGGCCGACUGCUGGAACGGCCAGCGCGUCGGAGAGUACACAAAAACUGUGGUUGCUUCAAGUGUGACUGCACAGAAGUAUAACCCUGAACUGACAUGGACUCCAUACAACCCCGAUGCACGAAUUGCCGAGCUCAGUGACAAACUGAGGCAUAUAAAGCAGGUUGUGGUAAGCCAAUUGACAGAAACACCUCCAGCACUCUCCUUCACUCACUACGAAGAGGGAAGUGGAAGUGGACAGGAGCCAGGUGGAGGUUGGGAUGCUGAACAAGACGGAGGAUGGCGAGAUGAUGGCUCAGGUUCUGGAGACAUACCAAUUGGUGGAGGAGCAGGAGGAGUGGACACUAGUUCAACAGAUCAUGCAGUACAUGUCUCACCAGGUGAAGGAAGAGAUGAAAAGAAAGCUGAUUCGGGAGCUGAUACUGUAUUCUCCUGCAGUCUUCUGCUCAUUGUCUUUGGUGCAACAGCAGCAACAUCAUAUAUAUAUGAUGGUUAGACAUGUCUGUAUACCGAUACUCCAGCUGUCAAGAAGCCUGGGUUCCCAUCAGUUCACACAUCACCAACUCACAUCCAGUUGUGACAUCUUCUGAAAACACUGGUCAACUAUUAAAACACUGACAAUGUUACAUUGUGUGAAAUUAGUGUAUGUACUGAACCAUUGUGACUGAGAAAAAAAUGCAGCCUGCACAGUGCAAGCUUAUGAUAUAAAAGAGAUUUAUAUAUAUUCAUUAUUUCCUCAUAUAUUAACAAAUUAAUAUCAACCAAUCUUUAAAAUUAUACUGUGGUUGCAAUUGUUUGUUAAUAUAUGAACAUAAUAAACAUAGUUACACUAUGAAUGAUGGCCAAUAUGGUUUCAAAAGAUGUUUAUUUUUGGUUCAAAAAUUAUGUCUGUGCCCCUGCAUCUAAACUUUUGUACUUAAAUAGUACACUGUAUUUGUGCACAACAUAAAAUGCUAUUAGUUUUGUUUUUCACAAAAUCAUCUUUCUAACUAUGAAAACUUAAUAUCAGUUAAGGAGUUCUGAAUCAGUACACCAUCAUCAUUGUUAACAUAAAUUCCAUUGUGGUCCAUCAGAUUGAGAAGCUGAAACCAGACUGCUUCAUUAGCACCUUGGUUUGGUGAUGACUAGGCAUUUUUAUACACUCAUUCAGUGAAUAAAUGCAUUCAAACAAUGCAGAAAUCAUUUUCACAGAUCAACAUACAGCACUAGCCCAUCAUUGUUUAAGGGAAUGCUUCACAGCAACGGAAUAAAUAGUCAGCACAUAAGUGACAGCUCUCAUAAAAUGCACAAGAGGCUGAUGUUAUCAUGUAAUACAGUGUUCAAAACAAAAUAAUAUUUAACAGUCAUUGAAGGAUUACAAAAAUAGUAUCAUUCUGUUAGAGAAAUGUAAAAAAAUCAUCACUAAAUGCAUUGACUCUGGAAGUGUCAUUUUGGCACAUGUUUUUGUAUACCAAUAUUUUCAAGGGCUUUAAUUACUCCAUGUUUCAUUCAUAGAUUUUGGCCAUAGAUUUUGUCUUCAGAACUUUGCUUUCAAUUUCCACCUUCCAGUGCAUAGCUGACAUUUCCAUUUAGACACAUAAAUUUUCAUGGUUGAUAUAAUAUGAGACUAACAUAUCUAGGAAGAAUGUUAUUGUGUGUGGAUGAGUGUUAGUGUGAUAAAUACUUGUGUAUUCUAAAAAUCACAGUUAUGUGGUUAUCCAGUGAAGUUUCCCAGUAAGUUUAAAACAGAAAUGCAUCACACAAAUUGAAAGGCACAAUUAAACUUGCUCAUAAUUUAGGGUACAAAAUCCAUAAAAGUUGCACAGGGACAAUCUUUACUUGAUUCUUUCAUCCAGAACAGACUGUCAUAUCUUCACCCUAAUUAUGUGAGCAGCAGAAGCUGUUUAAAUUGUUUACAUGCUUACAUAAGUUUACAGCAUUAUGACAUAAAUCAAGGAGACAAAGUGGCCCACAAAUUAAAAAACAUGACCAUGUUAUGAAUUACAGAGCUAUAGAUUUCUGAGUGUUUUUGUUUACCUCCUGGGUAAAUCACUGAACUUCUUCUUCUGUGUGUUGGUUACAUAAAUGUAGAUGUUUAACAAAUAAAGUACUGACCCCUCUUAUACAUCUUGAAAAUGGUACUUCUACUCAUGAAGCCAAUAUUAUUUUACACAAAUGUGCAGAUUCGAUGAAAGAAAACAACCAAAAAUUUGAUGGCAAAAUCUUGUAUUAUUUUCUUACAUGCAUUUCCUUACAAAAUUAUUGAGUAACAUGGAACAGAACUGGAAGUGAAUCUCAUUAAGUUGGGCGUUAAAAUUUUAGUAGGAUGGUAUCAUGAAAUUUCUCAUCUGUAUAGAACAUAUCAUAUAUGUUCAUAUCAUUUACAUAUGUAAGAGAGAAGUAUUUUGCUCUCUUAAGCUUCAACAAGUAGUUCUUAAUUAUUGUCCCAGUAAUCAGAAAUGAAAAUGGAAAGACUAGCUCAUGGACUGGUAUGUUUUAUACAUACCUGUUCAGCAUUAUAAUUUUCAGCAGACAGUAAUGCAACUUAGGCAUCCAGAAGGGGAAAAAAGUUUCUGUGAGAAUACAAAAUAAGAAGAAAACAAGUGUGACUCUGUCUCUCCUUCUUCUGUACUUCAGCUACUAGGUCUUCGCCUGUUACAGUGCAAUAACUCCUAGAUACAAAAGCCUAAGUGAAAACUUAACAUAAACAUGGAAAGAGGAUGAUGUUCAGUUCCUCUUGCAAAAGAAAUUUUAGGUAUUCCACAUCAGCAAAAGCAGUCACUUAGUUGCUGUUGUCACACUUAUUACAUUGUGUAUUUGUAUUUGGGAAUUUUAAUGUACUCAUUAUUUUUAAUGUGCCUUUCUUUCUCCUCAUUAAUAAUGCAGUAAAAAGUGAGAGGUCUCUUUUUUACACUUUUGAUGCACAUACUGUUACUAUUGAAGUUAUUGAUUUCUUUUAUUCAUCUAUGAUGGUUAUUCUUUUCAAGCUGUGAUAAAAAUGAAACAUAGCAGGGUGACCCAAGUUUAAGCAGCAUAUUUGUUCCAUAAUAAUUCAGUUUAUGUGGUGUAAUAUCUAGUGCUUCCAAUAACUGUCUUUAAAAUGGGUUUGAAAAUCUGUUGAAGACUUGCAGAAAAUUUCCCUACGUGGAACUGUUAUUCAAAAGCUUCAGACUAAAACAGCAUCAUUGGCAGUAUUUUGAUUCCAUCAUAGUGAAUUUACAAAGGCCAUUUAGGAUAGUUUGGUAGAAGAAAAUGCUGAAUAGAGAUACAAACCAGCAAAUAGUGUUAAUAAGUUCUUUUAUGUUUAAAUAUAACUGUAUCAAAAAAUUAUUUGUAUACAGCAUUUUCUACUCUGUCUGACUUGUUGGGGGCUUUUUUUUUUUAAAUUGUUAGUGUGGCUUCUAUCACUGAUGUGCAUAGACAAUGACUAUGGGUACAUCUAGCUUGUUAUCCUUUAUAAAUGUCAUUUUCAUAAUUGACUUCUAGUUUACAUAUAGUGAUUUGCCUUUGUCAAAUAAACAAAAUGCUUAUAGAAAUGAAUUAACUAACAUACAAAGACAGGACAGACAAACAAGAAGCAUUCACUGGCUGAGACUAACUGUUUAUUUACCAGUAUGACAUAGAAAUGCAUAUUUGUGUUUACUAAAGAAACUAUUUAUGUUCUUGAAAACAAGUUUAAAUAUUAAAAUUUAAAUUUUUCGCCACCUAAAUUGCCUAAUUUACCCUGUCUAAAUUGAUACUGUUAAAACUCUAUUCUCAAUAGUAGAUUUUAAUUGCUGCCUUUUCCUUAACAGUUGCUGAAAAUAGCUGUUUUUUUUCCUUUCAGUA